Molecule: messenger RNA, 606 nt
Organism: Lottia gigantea (owl limpet)
Lineage: Eukaryota; Metazoa; Mollusca; Gastropoda; Lottiidae
Exons: 3
Coding region: 1-606 (201 amino acids)
Source: RefSeq, a predicted model, not a curated record
AUGGUUGAAGAAUUGACAGGCAGCAAAACAGAUCCGUCUAGUUUACUAGCAGACAAUGAUUCUACAGCUUCAGAUAUUACCACAUCUACAACACUUCAUUAUACCAUAACAUACAGUCCUAAUGUAACAUCUACUACAGAUUCUGAUAUGCCGUCUUCCAGUAAAAAUUUGGCGAUUGGAUUUUCAAUAUCUGUCAUAUUGAUUUGUGUAUUUUGUUUGAUAUUAUUAUAUUAUUUAUAUAAGAAACGACGUUUACAUCUAUUACCAUGUUUAAAGAAUUGGUCUCCGAGAAAAAGUUCUGGUUCAGUGUCUAGAAGACCUUUACAGCAGGACGAUGAUACUGGGUCUGUGGACGCUCCAGAGACAAUUCAGGAUAGAAAAAUGGACGAUCUUCAACAAGAUCUGUUUACAAUAGGUGAUGUUGAAGAUGACAAUCAGAAUAAAGACAAUAAUGACGAUGGAUUUUUUAUGGACGAAGUGUAUGGACGUUCUGAAUUUCAGGAUAAAGCUACCAAAAUGUCCAAUAAAAAUUUAUACAGUAUAACAUCAGAUGAGGACGAUUCUUCCCUACUUGAUGAUGAUUUGCCAGAUUUGAGCUUUCGAUGA